Molecule: messenger RNA, 2962 nt
Organism: Etheostoma spectabile (orangethroat darter)
Lineage: Eukaryota; Metazoa; Chordata; Actinopteri; Perciformes; Percidae
Product: tubby-related protein 1
Exons: 13
Coding region: 171-1694 (507 amino acids)
Biological process (GO): protein localization to cilium
Cellular component (GO): cilium
Molecular function (GO): actin filament binding
Source: RefSeq, a predicted model, not a curated record
UUCUACAGAGCAGAUGGCUUUACACAUAAAUCCUAUUAACAACUUUCUGCUGAUGGAGACUCAGUGAGCACAGGGCUUUCCCACUCUUUCAUUAUCUCCACGGAGAAGUCUGCUUUUUUGUUUUCUAACCUCUAAAAAGAAGUGGUAGAGCGGAAGUCAGAGGCCACGCCAUGUCUGCAGAGAAGAAGCCAAAAAAGAAGAAAGAAGAAACAAACGGCACAACAGAAGCCAAGCUGAAUGCAAAAGAGGCCAAGCCCAAAAAAACAAAGACGAAGAAAAGUGAAGAUGUAUCCGAUGAGGACAGUCCUGCCAUCCAAAAUGGAAAGAAGGUGAAGAAAAAGAAACCAGAAAAAGAUAAAGAACCAGACAAGGACAAAGAAAAGGAGAAAGAGCCAAAAAAGAAAGCCAAAAGUGCUCCAAAAAAGAAGAAAGAUUCAGGCUCAGAUAAUGACGAUGAUAACGAUGACGAUGAAGACGCUCCCAAAAAGAAGACUAAGAAAAAGACAACGAAGGACAGCUCGACAUCUGAAACGACUGCCAAAGAAAAGAAAUCUAAAUCUAAAGAGGACAAGGACUCUGAUGGGAAAGAAAAAAAGUCCAAGUCAAAGGAGAAGGACAAGAAGAAAGAACCAGCUUCAAUGUUCCAGAUAAAUGGAGAAAAAGACUCAAAAAGCAAGAAGAAAGUUGCCAAAUCAGACAGUGAUGAGAGCGAGGAGGAGACCAAGCCAAUCAAAUCAAAGAAGAAAUCCACCGCUAGCUCAUCAUCCUUGUUCCAAACGUCCGGAGAUAAGGACAAAGACAAGAAGACAAAAAAGAAAGCAAAGGCAGAAGAGAGUGAUGAUUCUGACUCAGAAAAAGAUGAAAAAUCCAAGAAGAAAAAGGGCAAAGGGAAGAAGAAAAAGGCGAGAUCUCCAUCACCUGAGAUUGAGUUUGACAACUUGGAGAGGUUUGUGAUGGAUCCGGCUCCACAGGGCGUGACCGUCAAAUGCAGAGUGACUCGAGACCAGAGAGGGGUGGACAAGAGCCUCUACCCUCUGUAUUACCUCCACCUCGACAACCAAAAGAAGACCUUCCUGUUGGCUGGGAGGAAAAGAAAGAAAUGCGCAACUUCAAAUUACCUCAUUUCCAUCGAUGCCACAGAUUUAUCCAGAGGUGGAGAGAACUUUGUCGGAAAGCUGAGGUCCAAUUUAAUGGGGACUAAGUUCACCAUAUUUGACAACGCUCUGAAUCCAGACCGAGCUCUUCCAGACUUGUCUAAUGCACGGCAGGAACUAGCAGGCAUCAUUUAUGAAACAAAUGUCUUAGGGAUGAAAGGACCCAGAAGGAUGACGGUUGUCAUUCCAGGAAUGGACAAGAACAAUGAAAGAGUGCCUCUCCGACCACGAAAUGACUGCGAUGGCUUGUUGAUAAGGCACCAGUAUAGAAAGAUGGACAAUCUGAUCGAGCUUCACAACAAGACGCCUGUGUGGAACGAAGAAACUGCGUCUCAUGUUCUCAACUUUAACGGCAGGGUCACCCAGGCCUCCAUCAAAAACUUCCAGAUAGUCCAUAGCAAAGACGUGGACUACAUUGUGAUGCAAUUUGGACGAAUAGCUGAUGACAUUUUCACGCUGGACUACAAGUACCCGAUGUGUGCCGUGCAGGCCUUUGCCAUCGCCCUCUCCAGCUUUGAUGGUAAAAUCGCCUGCGAAUAACAAAAGCAAGAUCUUUGUCCAAUUUUCUACUCCCACUGAAACCAGUAUGCAACACGCCCACAACCACGUCACAAAAACUCUUUGGACUCACCUGUAACACUUCCUGUGGUAGACGGCGAUAAUGGUUCCUUGAACAUGACCAUCCCUGCUGCUGUGCUGUCAACUUUAUGGGCGUGGGAUUCAAUCUGAGAUUGCACAGCAUGGCACAAGAGAGUUACGUUUUUUUGUCCCGGGAGUGGAAACCUCCAAAUUUCUGUUAAUCACAGACACACAGUACUUAAAAGGACUUCAGCGACUGGAGAGUUAAGUAUUUUUAAGGAGAUGAUGGUACACCUUGAUGAUGAAAGUUACGAACUUCAUUAAAAGACUGUGUUUUGGUUUUGUUGUGCUGUAUCAUAUUGCUGUUUAUUUAAUAUGCAAAUAAACCAGUUAUCAGACAUUGUUAAAGGUCCCAUGGCGUGAAAAUUGAACUUAAUGAGUUUUUUUUUUAGCAUUGAUAUGAGUUCCCACAGCCUGCCCAUGAUCUCCCAGUGGCUAGAAAUGGCACUAGGUGUGAACCAUUCCCUGGGUAUCCUGCUCUGCCUUCAGAUAUGGUAUUAGGGGACCACUAAGGUCUAUAUAAAAGAGACUUCAGAUAUGGUAUUAGAGGACCACUAAGGUCUAUAUAAAAGAGACUUCAGAUAUGGUAUUAGAGGACCACUAAGGUCUAUAUAAAAGAGACUUCAGAUAUGGUAUUAGGGGACCACUAAGGUCUAUGUAAAAGAGACUUCAGAUACAGUAUUAGGGGACCACUAAGGUCUAUGUAAAAGCGUCCAAAGAGCACCAUGUCAUGGGACCUUGAAGGUGGCAUGCCCAUAAGUGUCAUAUUCUGGAAUAGGACUGUCUUUAGUUCUUAGUAUCUGGUGUUUUUGGUGAUUUUGUGACUACACAUUCAAUCUAAGAAUAGUUCCCUGGGGCAACCUGUAGCUCACCCAGUAAGUCCUUUGCAGUCCGGGGUUCGAGUCUGACCUACGGCCCUUUUCUGCGUGUCAUCCCCCACCUUUCUUGUCUAUCCACUGUCACUAUCUUAUAAAUGGAAAAAAAAUCAUCUUUAAAAAAAAAAGAAUAGUUUCCUGUUCCAUGAUUUGUGCUCCUGCAUUUUUUUUUCUAUUAUGUGUUUUUUCGGUUCCAACAUUUUGUAAAAUGUCUUCUUUUCUGAACAAUUGCCUUUGUUGCAUUUCUAGGCUUAUGGUUGUAAUAUUAUUUAAUAAAGCGUGUAAACUUUUGAA